CUUACUGUUGAUAAAAUCUAAUCACUGAUCAAGUGCAAGUCAUUGACAGUCCUCUUAGACUGCUGCAACGACCACCAAUUAAGCACAACAUGAAAUGCCAAAUUUUGUAUAGUUAAACAGCACUACAGCACAUCUCUAAUGUAAAAAAAAAUAAAAAAAAAUAAAGAAAGGAAAUCAGUCCAUCAGAAAUCCCUCUUUUCCUCUUCUUUCUCCUCCCUCCUUCUGCCUUCUGGCCUAGUAGCUCUGGAACAGCUCGUUCUUCUUUCUUCUUCUUAUCUUCCUUUCUUCUUUUCCUCUUCCGUCUCCGCGUAUCGCCGUCGUUUGCUGAGCCUAGGUCACUGUUGAUCUGGAAGUUGAGGUCCAAAAUCGAUCAUAAAACCAACAGAUCUCAUGCGAACCAACAUGAAACAGCCACCGAAACCAGAUCUGGAGGCAGCCACCAAAAUCCACCAAGAGUCAUUACAGAUUGGUCCCCUUGCUUAAAUGGAAACUUCUGUUUCUAGAUUUAUUUUGUGUCAUUGAUUUUUUUUAUUGGUGGAAAUUUUUAUUUUGUGUCAUUGAUGCCCAUAAAGAAACGCGUCUCUGGCACCUAUCGUUGCCCACCAUAUCAACGCACCAUUUCAAAUCAUCCACUGUAUAUUAUGACGAUAGAAAGCAGUAAAUAAAGAUAAAUCUUUUUCGAUGUUAAGUGCAUAAUAAAAUGAACUAAAGAAG
Messenger RNA from Rubroshorea leprosula, 714 nucleotides. NCBI's taxonomy places the organism in Eukaryota, Viridiplantae, Streptophyta, Magnoliopsida, Malvales, Dipterocarpaceae. The record is from the annotation of a GenBank genome assembly.